AUGUUCAUUACUAACGAGCACGUAGGAGAUAGAACUCGUAUGGAAGAUUGGAGAGUACGUGGUUACGAUCCUUUAACUCCACCUGAUUUAUUACAACAUGAAUUUCCAUUAACUCCAGAAGCUCAAAAAACUAUCCUAAAAGGAAGAGAUGAUUCAGUAAAUAUUCUUAAUGGUAAAGAUGAUAGAUUAAUGAUUGUAAUUGGUCCAUGUUCUAUACAUGACCCAGUAGCUGCAUUAGAUUAUGCCGACAGAUUAUAUAAACUUGCUGAAUUGCAUAAAGGUGAAUUAUUAAUUGUUAUGAGAGCAUAUUUAGAAAAACCAAGAACUACUGUUGGUUGGAAAGGUUUAAUUAAUGAUCCUGAAAUUGAUGGAUCUUUUCAAAUUAAUAAAGGUUUAAGAAUUUCAAGAAAAUUAUUCGUGCAAUUAACUUCAAAAUUACCAAUUGCUGGAGAAAUGUUAGAUACUAUUUCUCCACAAUUCUUAUCUGAUUUAUUCUCAGUUGGUGCAAUUGGUGCUAGAACUACUGAAUCUCAAUUACAUCGUGAAUUGGCCUCAGGGUUAUCUUUCCCUGUUGGUUUCAAGAAUGGUACCGAUGGAACUUUAGGUGUCGCAAUUGAUGCCAUGAGAGCUGCUUCUCAUCCUCAUCAUUUCCUUUCUGUUACUAAACCAGGUGUGGUUGCUAUUGUUGGUACUGAUGGUAAUAAAGAUUGUUUUGUUAUUUUAAGAGGUGGUAAGAAGGGUACAAAUUAUGAUGAAAAAUCAGUUAAUGAAACUCAAGAAGAAUUAAUUAAAGCAAAAGUUGUAAGUGAUCAACAACCAGGUCCAAGAAUUAUGGUUGAUUGUUCUCAUGGUAAUUCAAAUAAAGAUCAUAGAAAUCAACCAAAAGUUGCAGCUGAAGUUGCAAGACAAAUUGCUAAUGGAAGUAAAUCCAUUUGUGGUUUAAUGAUUGAAAGUAAUAUUGUAGAAGGAAGACAAGAUGUUCCACCAGAAGGUAAAAGUGGAUUGAAAUAUGGUUGUAGUAUUACUGAUGCUUGUAUUGGUUGGGAUAGUACUGAAGAAGUAUUGCAAGUGUUGGCUGAUGCCGUUAAAGCAAGAAGAGCAUUGUAA
Molecule: messenger RNA, 1107 nt
Organism: Hemisphaericaspora subhashii
Lineage: Eukaryota; Fungi; Ascomycota; Pichiomycetes; Serinales; Debaryomycetaceae
Gene: ARO3
Product: 3-deoxy-7-phosphoheptulonate synthase
Exons: 2
Coding region: 1-1107 (368 amino acids)
Biological process (GO): aromatic amino acid biosynthetic process
Cellular component (GO): cytoplasm
Molecular function (GO): 3-deoxy-7-phosphoheptulonate synthase activity
Source: RefSeq, a predicted model, not a curated record